AUGACGAGAUCAUCCCUCUCGAGAGCUUCCAGUGUUGUCACCCGAGGCCUGCGCCUCUCAACUACCAGGUUUCUGUCGGCCACCAGCAGCCGGCCCAAGGGCAUCCUGCCCGACACCGACGACCCCGAACCCCCCAACGUUCUCGACCACGCCAUCAAACCCGUACCCGCCGAGCUCUCGGAUGAAGACUACCACGACCUGGCCGACGAGUACCUGGAGGCCAUCCAAGACCGGCUAGAGGAGGUCGCCGAAGCGAAUGACCAGGUCGACAUUGAGUACUCGGCCGGCGUUCUCAAUGUGACCUUUCCCACCAUCGGGACCUACGUGAUCAACAAGCAGCCCCCCAACAAACAGAUCUGGCUCUCAAGCCCCAUCUCUGGCCCCAAGCGCUACGAUUACGUCGUCUACGGCGAGAGCCAGGCCCAGAAGGAGGACACGGCUGUCGGCGACUGGGUGUACCUCAGGGAUGGCACCACCAUGAACGACCUGUUUGUCCAGGAGCUUGACAUUGACCUGGAUCUGCCGCCCCCACAGUAA
This is a messenger RNA of Cryphonectria parasitica EP155, 537 nucleotides long. Its product is annotated as Frataxin. NCBI's taxonomy places the organism in Eukaryota, Fungi, Ascomycota, Sordariomycetes, Diaporthales, Cryphonectriaceae. The record is from RefSeq and is a predicted model, not a curated record. The transcript is spliced from 3 exons. Gene Ontology annotation, biological process: iron incorporation into metallo-sulfur cluster; intracellular iron ion homeostasis. Bases 1 to 537 code for a protein of 178 amino acids. Gene Ontology annotation, cellular component: mitochondrion. Gene Ontology annotation, molecular function: ferroxidase activity; iron chaperone activity; ferrous iron binding.